Homarus americanus (American lobster) is the source of this 3266-nucleotide messenger RNA. RefSeq names its product conserved oligomeric Golgi complex subunit 8-like (gene Cog8). Bases 58 to 2487 code for a protein of 809 amino acids. Lineage: Eukaryota; Metazoa; Arthropoda; Malacostraca; Decapoda; Nephropidae. Gene Ontology annotation, biological process: intra-Golgi vesicle-mediated transport. Gene Ontology annotation, cellular component: COG complex. The transcript is spliced from 13 exons. The record is from RefSeq and is a predicted model, not a curated record.
CAGGUGUCAGGGCCAGGUGGCAGCACAGGCGAGGUCCACCAGCUGAUGUAAACAACUAUGGACGUGGAGGUUGAGGAGGUGGCUAAACUCUUAUUUCCUGAGGGAAUACCUGAUUCAUGGAAAGACAGUGAGGAGUUCAGCAAUUACAUCAUACAGCUGGCAUCAUGUGGCGUAGAGAAAUUAGCGAAGGAAGGUGGUCAUCUGCGAGAAGAGAGAGCAGCUAUCUUGGAUCAGACAAGAGACUUGGCUUACACAAACUACAAGACCUUUAUCCACACUGCUGACUGCUCUAGAGCAAUUUAUAAGGAUUUCACUAGAGUGGAGAGCCACCUGGAGGGUCUUUCAUCCUGUCUGCCCAACUUGAGGGGAAGAGUGGAGGGAUUCUUAGUUACAUCGAGGAACCUAGCACAGUCGCGCCACCUAACCUCACUAACACUUACAAAGCAUACACAGUUAUUGGAGAUUCUGGAGCUGCCACAACUAAUGGACACCUGUGUAAGGAAUGGCUAUUAUGAGGAAGCUUUAGAAAUUCUGGCGUAUGUUCGUAGACUUGAAAAAAAGCACACAGACAUUCCUAUCAUUGCUGGGAUUGUCACAGAGGUACAAGCUGGUACUCGUUUGAUGUUGAGUCAGCUUCUUGCCCAGUUGCGGUCACCCUUAGCUCUACCACAGUGCCUCAAAGUAAUAGGUCUGCUGCGGCGUUUAGAUGUCUUUACGGAGCCUGAAUUGAGACUCAAGUUCCUACAGGCCAGAGACUCAUGGUUCAAUGGCAUCUUAAAGGGCAUACCUAAGGAAGAUGCGUAUCACCACAUAAUCAAAGUAGUGGAAGCAUCCCGAGUCCACCUCUUUGACAUUGUGACUCAGUACAGAGCCAUCUUCUCGGAUGAUGAUACAAGAUUCAGCCUUGGUGACCCUGAGGUUAAUGAACAGGCAAUCUUCCACGGCUGGAUUUUGCAUAAAGUUAACCAGUUCAUCAAGAUAGUGGAGAAGGACUUGGAGCGUGGAGUUGGUGCUAACCUGGAGGCUGUCCUGGCCCAGUGUAUGUUUUUUGGUCAGUCUUUCAGUCGCAUUGGAGCUGAUUUCCGAAACCUUCUUAUUCCACUGUUCCAGAGAGCUGCACUGUUACAAUGUGAGAAGGACAUUAGGACAGCAAAUAUUAAAUUUGAUGAGACGCUAAGUAGCUUCUCUCUGAUGGAGGCCCCACAGCUCAGUGCAUCCACAUCAUUUAUGGCUGAGACACAGGAUAAGGCAAGACCUCCUCUUACUCUGAUGGAAUUUCCGCCUCUGGCACAUUAUAUGAAUGGAUUGGUAACAGCGUUUAACACACUACGCCAGUGUUGUCCCGUGGCCACACUACCUGACGUCAAUAAGCUACUGCAUCAGUCUCUUACAAAGGUAAUUGCUGCCUUCCUGGAACUUCAUCGGCUGGAAAGUUCCGGUUUCACAGCUCGGGAGGAGGCAGCUUUUCAGCGCAUGUGCUCAGUUGUAGCUCAAGGUCUUCUUCCACAUAUCAACAGCUGUCUUCGUCUCCUUUAUCCACUUCAGCAAAUAUCUCUCAUCACUGGUGUUCCUGUGAUGCAGCUUCAGAGAGAGAACUUUGGUCUCCUGAAUUUAGAAGAGAUGCUAGCACCUAUCGAGCAUCUUCUACCCAAAAAAGAAGAAAACUUAGCCUCUGACUUAGAUUUUCUUCAGGAUCAAGUUACAGCACUUGGAAGCAGACUUGAAGAAUCCCAAGUUGAUGCAACAAAUGUUACCAUAGAUAAAGUUUCGAAACUGCAAGUUAGUUCUGACACAGUUCCAGAUAAUGACCAAAUAGAAAAGGCAGUGUCUGUAAUUGACACAGAAGCUCCACAGGAUGACCUUGAUAGAGCACAAGAUAAUCAUGUAAACAGUGCUGCUGAGAUGGUACUCUCUCAAGACCUCCAUCCUGAUGCUCAAGAACACUUAUCCAAAACUAAAAAACAAAUGACAGCACCUGAAGCUCAGGUGUUAGAGCAACAAUUAGAUUCAGCUCGGCAAUUAAUUGCAAUGCCAAAUGUAACACCACUGUUGGAACCUGUACAACUAGCAGAUGAAAUGCCUGUGUUAGAACCUGUACAACCAGCAGAUGAAAUGCCUGUGCUAGAACCUGUACUACCAGCAGAUGCAAUGCCUGUGUUAGAACCUGUACAACCAGCAGAUACAAUGCCUGUGUUAGAACCUGUACAACCAGCAGAUGAAAUGCCUGUGUUAGAACCUGUACAACCAGCAGAUGCAAUGCCACUGUUAGAACCUGUACAACCAGCAGAUGCAAUGCCUUUGUUAGAACCUGUACAACCAGCAGAUGCAAUGCCACUGUUAGAACCUGUACAACCAAUAUAUGUAACACCACCACUAGAUACAGUACCACCAUUGAACCCAACACCAUUAGUAGAACCAGUUCCACCAGCAGACACACCAUUAUCCACAGACUCAUCACUACUGCUAUAUGACAUACCAUUACAGUAGAUCCAAAACCAUCAGUGCAUACAUCUACCAUCACCAUCAUAACCCUCUGUCCCACAAAACCUAACACCAUCAUAGAAACUUUUUUGUAUAAGAAUACCUACCUUUACUGUUAAUCAUUCAAAUAUCAACAAUCCCAAACAGUUAUACACAUGUUAACAACCAUUAAUUAGUGAGAUAGUGUUGCUGCAUCACCCGAUCAUCUAGUAAAAUUAGUCCGAUGUCCUCGCCUUCCUAGAAUUAAGUUAUAUAUUGAAUUAAAGGUAUGGUUAAUUUUCAUAUAUGCAUUGCUGUAUAUAUAUCACGAUAAAUUUUAACAUUACCACAAUACUGUAUAUAAAAUACAAGUAAUAAUUUAUGAAUGCAUAUUAAUUGUGUACUAUUAGUAUUGAUAUAACUGCAAUGUUUACAUCUUGGAAGUGACAACCCAGGGCACAAUCAGAACCUCACCAUUCUGUAGUACUGUACACACUCGUAUUCCUCCUCCUAGGAAACCUUGGAUAAGUCUAUAAGCGUUUUCUUCCUUGCCCAUGCUUGAUACAGCCCAAAAUAACCAUGGUCUGUCUUGAAUGUUUACGUUUGUGUGAUACUGUAAUUCAACUGAUCUCGCGUGACCACUGUGAGUGCAUUAAGCCAGAAUUAUAGUACCAGAUUUGCCUGCCGGUUUGAAAAAAUUGCCAGUGAAGGUGCUCGUGAUGCAGCCUUAUAUAUAUUGUUGUUUUUUGUUUUUGUUUUUCAUAUAUCUUUGUUUUCUUUCUCUUGUUAAUACAGUAUUUACCUAA